This is a messenger RNA of Striga hermonthica, 1329 nucleotides long. The record is from the annotation of a GenBank genome assembly. NCBI's taxonomy places the organism in Eukaryota, Viridiplantae, Streptophyta, Magnoliopsida, Lamiales, Orobanchaceae.
AUGGGUAAGGUUUUCAGGGACGCCUCGAAGCCCUCUUCCUCGCCGGAGCCGGUGACGGCGUCCACGUCGACGACGGCGACCAUCAAUGGAUCUCACGAGUUCAAGAUCACGGGGUAUUCGUUGUCGAAGGGCAUGGGGAUCGGGAAAUACAUAGCGUCGGAUACGUUUAGGGUCGGCGGGUACACGUGGGCAAUUUACUUCUAUCCGGACGGGAAGAGCGUGGAGGAUAAUGCGACUUAUGUGUCGCUUUUUAUUGCUCUCGCGAGUGAGGGAACGGACGUGAGAGCGCUUUUCGAGCUGACUCUUCUGGAUCAGAGUGGGAGGGAGAGGCAUAAGGUUCACAGUCAUUUCGGGAGGGCGUUGGAGAGUGGACCCUACACUCUUAAAUACCGAGGCAGCAUGUGGGGCUAUAAGCGAUUUUUCAAAAGAACUGCUUUGGAGACUUCUGACUAUUUGAAGGACGAUUGUCUUCAUGUUCAAUGUUGUGUUGGCGUUGUUAGUUCUCACACAGAAGGACCUAAGAUCUACUCUAUACCAGUACCCCCAUCAGACAUUAGCCAACAUUUUGGGAAGUUGCUGGAAAGUGGAAAAGGAACUGAUGUGAACUUUGAAGUUGAUGGAGAAAAUUUUUCUGUUCACAAAUUAGUGCUUGCAGCUCGUUCACCUGUGUUUAGAGCACAGUUGUAUGGGCCAAUGAAGGACCAGAACACAGAAUGUAUAAAAGUUGAAGACAUGGAAGCACCAGUUUUUAAGGCUCUACUUCAUUUUAUAUACUGGGAUGCAUUACCUGAUAUGGAAGAGCUUACUGGUGUAAACUCAACAUGGGCUUCAACCUUGAUGUCUCAGCAUCUGCUUGCCGCUGCUGAUCGGUAUGGGUUAGAUAGGCUCAGAUUGCUGUGUGAGUCUACCCUCUGUGAACAAGUUGCCAUCAAUACUGUCGCAACAACACUAGCGCUUGCAGAACAGCACCACUGUAUCCAGUUGAAAGACAUGUGUCUCAAAUUUGUGGCGUUGCCUGAAAACCUCAGAGCUGUUAUGCAGACGGACGGGUUUGAGUAUUUGAAAGAAAGCUGUCCUCAUGUUCUGACUGAGUUGUUAGAGUAUGUUGCAAGGAUCACUGAACACUCCAUAGCUGUUGGAAAGCCAGGAACUGAAGGUAUUUUGGAUGGUAGUGAUGUCAACGGUAGACGUGUGAAGCAAAGGCUGGCAGUCGAGACGUACGACCUGUUUGACGACAUAGUCCUCUUGUCUGACGGACAAAUCGUCUAUCAGGGCCCUCGUGAACAAGUGCUCGGGAGCCUAUCGGAAUCCGUCCUCGAUAGUCGAUAA